Galendromus occidentalis (western predatory mite) is the source of this 5004-nucleotide messenger RNA. Its product is annotated as transcriptional regulator ATRX homolog. Gene Ontology annotation, cellular component: nucleus. Gene Ontology annotation, molecular function: ATP hydrolysis activity; ATP binding. The record is from RefSeq and is a predicted model, not a curated record. The transcript has 15 exons. Lineage: Eukaryota; Metazoa; Arthropoda; Arachnida; Mesostigmata; Phytoseiidae. Bases 1 to 4689 code for a protein of 1562 amino acids.
AUGCCGCGGAAUUUUCGAGACUGUAAAGAUUUGGCGAUCCUGAACUCAGUUCCGUGCACGGCAUGCAAUGGUUCAAUACACCACAAACGCUUCCCGGGAUACCGUCAUACGGCUCUGCGCGUUCUAGUUUGUAAGAAGUGUUUGGAUUUCUACGGGUCAGGCUCGUGGUCAUGUGACGAAAACGGUCAGGACGAGUACUGCAGGUGGUGCGGUCAGGGCGGCAACUUGUACAUAUGCUGUAACGACGAGUGUUUGAGUGGUUUCUGCAACGAAUGCAUCAGACGGAAUUUCGGCUCUGCCGAGGUGGAUAAGGUCGAGGACGACGAUGACUGGCGCUGUUAUCUUUGUGAGCCGAAGAAGUUAGAGGACAUACAGAAGUGGACGGAAACGGUAUUCCGCUUCAACGAAGAAUUGAAAGCGAAACAGGGAGUUGUGGCAGUGUCUCGUAGAGAGAAACCAGCUGCCAGCAGUUGUGAGGAUGAAUCUCCGACUCGGUCAUCCUUCGUCGACUUGCGCAAGGCCAUACGUGCCGCUCAGCUCGACACCAAAGACGCGGAAGUUCGGGCGAGGAUCCACAUUCUCCUGGGCGAGAUGAAGAAAAGAAUUGUGACCGUGGAGAAAGCGGUGGAGAAGAACGAUCUCGAUCGAGCUGUCAGAUUAGUCGAUAGUCUCGUGAAUCCGUCGAAUAAUCUGACAGCUGAGAAUUUCAAGAGCAAAAACCUGCAAAUCAAGGUGAGGCCUCUUGAGCUCCGAAUCAAGCCGAAACACGCCGCACCUCCGAAGACGCGCAGCUCCGAGGACGAACGCGGAGCGGAUAGCGAAGACGAUUUCGAGCUGUUGAAAUUGUUGGAAGAUCCAGUGAGACGGAGGAAACUUCGGCGAGAGAUCAGGGAUGCUGUCGAGAAAAAGGAUCCAAAAUUGAGAGCACCCCGCGAUAGUGAUUCGAGGCUGUCAAGAGACGGAGACGAGGUCAUGCCGAGUAUCUCUUCGGAUUCCGACUCGGACAAUGGAAUCGAGGUCAUCGCCGAAAUCAAAGCCUCUCGGAAGAAGAAGAGCAAAGAAAAAAACGAAGCCGACUCUGAGGUCAAGAAGGAGGACAGCGUCGACGGGGCCAAGGAUCCGGAAGAGGAGGAGGAGCCGGCCCCCCUGCUGAGGAAAGCUCUACCGCCGAUGGUCAAAGACGGCAUGUCGACAUCGAAGCGGAAAAAAAAUCUAACUGUGAUCCAGAUGCUGGAACAUCGAAACCGUGAGAAAGCCAAACGGCGGAAGGUCCGCAUAAUAGACAGCGACGAAGAAGAUGUAAUCAGCAAGAAAGAAGAUUCGUUGGAGCUGUCUCCUCUGGUGAGCGACUCGGGCUCUGAGCUCGAGGAGCCAGAGAAGCCGAAGCGUAAAAGGACAUCGAAAAACAAGAGAGCCAGGAUCGGAGACUCUGACAGCGAUCAGGAAGAAGAGGGAGAUGGCAAGCAGAAAAAAAAGAGCUUCAUUCGAAAGAUCAUAUCCGAUGACAAAGUGGAAAAGGAGUCAAGAGCGGCCGCCAAGGAAGAGGCCGAGCGGCGUAAACGUGUUCUCGAGCGGCAGAAAUUGUACAACGAAAUCGAAGCCGCCAUGCAGAAGGAGCGUAAAACAGACAAGGUCACGCGCUGCGUCUUGGAAUACAACGCCGAGACCAAGGAGCCCGUGGUGGAAGUCGAAGAAGCGCUCGUGCGUCACAUGAAGCCUCACCAAGUUGAGGGUGUCAAGUUCCUCUACAACACAGUGAUCGAGUCGACCGCACAAGUGAUCGAGAACAAACCGGGGGGUGGGGCCAUCCUGGCUCAUUGCAUGGGUCUGGGUAAGACAUUCCAAACCAUCUGUUUCCUGUACACGCUCAUGACCCACGAGCUCCUGCGGAAGCACUUCAGGAAAGUGAUCGUCGUGUGUCCGUGCAAUGUAGUUUUGAACUGGGCGACGGAAUUCGAGAUGUGGAUAGACGAGAACGUUGACGUGAAACACUCGUUGACAAUCUACGAGUUCAGUAAAGUAAAGAACGCCUUCGACCGUUUGGAUAUGCUCGAAGAUUGGUACAAGGAAGGCGGUGUUCUCAUCAUGGGCUAUUCGAUGUUCAGACUCAUGUCGCAGAACAAGAGCAAGUCACGGAAAAUCAAGGACAGAAUCCCAAAGCUCCUACACGAUCCGGGAGCCGACCUCGUAGUUUGUGAUGAAGGCCAUACCCUCAAGAGCGACAAGGCUCAAAUUUCUAAAGCAAUGAACCUGAUUAGGACCCAGCGGAGAUUGAUUCUGACCGGAACUCCGCUCCAGAACAAUAUGUCCGAAUACCAUUGCAUGGUCAGCUUUGUCAAACCAAAUCUGCUGGGAACGCCGAAAGAAUUCAACAACCGAUUCAUGAACCCAAUAACCUUCGGACAACAGGCGAAUUCCGAUCAUUUCGCGGUCCGAUUGAUGAAAAAGCGGGCGCACAUAUUGAACAAGCUCUUGGCUGGCUGCGUCCAUCGUUGCGACUACAGCCACCUCACACCGUAUCUACCCGCCAAGUUCGAAUACAUCAUAUCGAUCGAAUUAUCGGACCUUCAGAAGACGCUCUAUCGAGAAUACCUCAAGCACAUCGGCAUCACCGAACAGACGACGCGCGAAGAUCUGAGAGGACGCUCCUUGUUGAAGGAUUAUCAAGUUCUUAAGAUGAUCUGGUCGCAUCCCCGUCUCUUGCUGGAAAGCGAAGAUCGCCAGGAAGACAAGCGACAGAAGGAAGCUUACAAAAAUCAAAUGGACGAUUUCGUGGUCGAAGGUUCCGACGAAGAAUCAGGAGCCAGUCAAAGCGGCAGCGGGACCAGCGACGACGAGGCUGGUGGGGACGAUCAGGAAAUUGUGAAGACCUACAAAACUCGACGCAACCGUAAAGAGAACCCUGGCGACGACAGCGAACCAGAAGAGGAAAACACGAAGGUGAGUUCCAAGAAAUACGACUCAACGUGGUGGAACUCGCACGUCCCGGAUGAUGAGGACGAAUUCACGAGCCUGGAGCUCUCUUCUAAACUCUCUAUAGCAUUCGAAAUCCUCCGGGAGUGUGAACCGAUAGGAGACAAAGUCAUCUUGUUCAGCACGAGUCUCCUGACGUUGAACCUCUUCGAGAACCGUCUCCAUGUCGAAGCCGAAAAGGCAGCCAAAGACAAGUCCGAUGGGGACUACUUCAACACGUGGGUGCACGGCGUCGACUACUUCAGGCUAGACGGGAGCACCAGUGUCGAUACGCGGAAGAAGUACAUCGAUCAAUUCAAUGAUCUCAGCAACAUGCAGGCUCGGCUGUUCCUCGUUAGCACCAGAGCCGGGGGUAUCGGAACCAACAUGGUCGGAGCGAAUCGUAUCAUCCUCCUCGACGCCUCGUGGAAUCCCUCAGAUGAUACGCAGGCUAUAUUCCGAGCGUACCGGUACGGCCAGACGAAACCGGUUUACGUGUACCGUCUGUUGGCGCAUGCCACAAUGGAGGAGAAGAUCUAUGAUCGUCAAGUGAAUAAAAUCUCGCUCGCCUCUCGAGUCGUCGACGAACAGAACCUCGAACGGCAUUUCAACGAGUCAGAUCUCAAGGCUCUUUACGAAUUCAAACCUGAAAAAAAUGCUCGAAAAACCCCGAAGGUACCGGUGGAUCAUCUCCUCGCCGACCUCCUGAUGAAGCGGAAAACUCUAAUCCAGGGCUACAUCGAACACGACUCACUGCUCCAGAAGGAACUCGAGGAUGAAUUGACCGAAGAAGAAAGGAAACAAGCUUGGAAGGAAUACGAAGACGAGCGCGACGGCAAAACACCUCCCCAAAUGCCAUACCAGAUGCCGGGAAUGGCUGCCGGAAUGCCAGGAAUGGCUGGCGGAAUCCCGGGUAUGGCUGGCGGCAUGCCAAACUAUCCUUACGCAAACCUGAAUUACGCAAGGAUGCCGGGCUUUGGAAUGCCGGGGACAUCUGGAUUGAACCCCCAGAUGGCAAGCCAGUUCGCGGCUCAUUGCCAGAACCUGCUGAGGAAUGCGGGAUCGUACGGUGCUGCUUACAGCCACUUGCUCUCCGAGCAAUUGCGACGGCAACAGCAGCAGCGACAAAACCUACUCCAACAGCAAGAGCAAGAACGUCAGCGUCAACAGCAGGAAAGGUUGCGACAACUACAGCAGGAGCAGCAGCAGCGGCAGCAACAGCAGCAAUUCCGUGCUGGUCCCAACGGUCAGAGGCAAGGACCUCACGCGCCAAAACUAACCCCGGAAGAGAUUCUGAGACGUCCUCCUUUCUUCACAACCAAGAUAUCGCAUCCCUCUUUCAAUCCUCAGCUUAUCCUGAAUGAAAUAAAAUUAAAGUAUCCACAAGCCGACCAACUGGCGAUAGCUGAUUAUUUCAAAGAGGCUCUGAAGGCAACGAAGGAAGUGUACGCAGUAAAGCUCAUGAAAGCGAAGCAGCAACUGGACUACUAUAAGAGUCAAAAUGUCUCACCACCGAAGCAAAUCCUGGAUCAGUUCAGCGAAUUCGAUUCGGGACUGAAACUUUCGGACCAGCUAGUCAUCAAACUGCAAGCCACUAUGCACCAGGCGAAGAUCGAUCUGCAGCAGAAUCCAAGAGCCGCGGGAUCAUCGAGAGCUCAUGUCAUAGACUUAGACGAGCCUGCAUCGAAUGGGGAUAACCCGCGUCGAGGCGGACCUAUCAUCGAGGAAAUCGAGUGAGCGAGUCGAGAAAUGUUUUAAGGUUUUUAGAGAUGAUCCGUCUCCACGGCUCCCAUCCCGUGCCCGGUGUCGGAGACCAAGUGAUUUACCGAAUGUGUUCAAAGCUGGAUUUGUACAGAUGAAUUGACGCUGUCGAACAUCAGCACUCGAAUUGGCAAGGUCGUCUUUCGGAGUGGUCGUCUGAUGUGAAAAUGUCCUCGUUGUGAAUACUCUCAAGUACUCUGAGAUGACUUGUAAAUUCUUCUCCCGCGCCUUUGUUCAAAGCAUCUUUAUAGCCGACAGAAGACCCUAAAAUAAAGAAUCUAUCUUCGACGA